UGCCAAAGGAGGUUUGGGGAGGCUUAGCCUCCCUUAGCCUUAUUGAAAAUCCCCCUAUGCUGAAGGGGUUGUAGGUGUAUAAUGAAUUCUGCUCCAGCACCAUCUCUCAUGUACAGGCACAUAACUCCCAGUUGGAGCCUGGGCUUUUGCUAUGUUCUUCUGUCUUCCAUUACUUUAACUGCCCUUUUGCCUGCUCUUUACAAGUGAACAAACCAGCAAACAAUUAUAUUUAUAACCUGCUGGUACUUGGAGGUGCAUGUUAAACAUACUCGGUGCAUAUAUUUACUUGCUGCCAUGUUACAGACGCUCUUCACAUUACACCCUGCACCCUCUGUGGCUCGGCUGCACAGCGAAUAGAUAGGGUUCAAGUUCUCUAUAACUUACCCAACCACUGCAGAUCUUAAUCAGGAAGACUACAGAGCAGAGUAAAGAUUAAAUCAAUGCCGGGGCCCUGGGCCUUGCGAUGAAAAAUAACUAAAGAAGUAAGCUUGGAAUGUUGUACAUUAUGUUUUGUGCUUCUGUACCAGCCCAAGCAACCCCAGCCCUUUAGCAGGGAAGAUCUGUCCCACACAGCAGCUGACUCCGAGCUGGAUCCGUUUUCAAACUGGCAAAUCCCCGUUAGAGUCACCUCCGUUUCCCACACAGCAGCUGACUCCGAGCCGGAUCCGUUUUCAAACUGGCUAAUCCGCGUUACAGUCACCUCCGUUUCACAGCUCAGGGCCGGGUGUCAGUGGGCGGGAACAUUCGCUAAACGGAUCUGUGCCGCAUCUGUAAAAACGAGUGCGCGAAAUUCUUCGGUGUGGUAGUUAUCGGCGGUACAGUACAUCCUCACAGCUACAAAUUUCAUAGGUAAGGCAAAUCUUUGGCGAUACAGACUAUGACAGUGAGCCAGAGACGGCUAUAAAGAGGAGAUGCCACAAUGUCCUCCCUUGUCCAGUACCACCUAUUCCUUCCCCUACUCCUGACAAUGAAGCUUGCCAGACUACUGCUAGACCUCUCCUAGACCAGAGGCAGACAGAAUCUUAUUUUACUGUGCCUCAAGUUGCAACACGUGUCUCUCACGCACCAUCAAGCUCUAUGGGCCAGAUCUCUGCCACGCCUCUGCCAGAUGAGCAUUUCUUUAGGCCCACAUUUAGACUGAGGAAGACAGGCACUGGACCAAUUCCAUGCUCUGCUGCUCAGCUGCACAUCCUAACUUUAUUGGAACAUGAGAAGGAACAGCAAAUGUUGAUUGCUGCUGCUGUGAACAAUCUUGCUGCAAGACUGGGGACAGACGCUCCUGUGGCUGAAAUGCCUAAAGACAUCAGUAUCCCCCUGACCACUGUGCCUGAAGUUGAGGAGUUUGAGGAAUGGCUUAAAGACUCAAGAAAUUCACAAGCUAAACAAAACAUGAUAUCUUCUCUGGGUGCUGUUGGAGGUCAAAACACCAAAAGAGUAUCAUGGAACAUACUUUCAAGGCUUUACUCAGAUGCAGUAGCCAAACAAAUAAACUGGAAAGGAGUCAAUGGGAAGAAGUGCUUUAAGGAAAUGCUCACAAGAAGUUUGUUGAUCAGGGCUGUAAGAAAGAACCAGUCUUCGACCAAUGCAGCAGACAGUGAGAUAGAUUCUUAUGCCAUCCGUUGGUUCAAUCUUGCUCCUGACCGUGGCGGUGGCCGGAAAGAGCGUUCAAGAGUCAAAGAGGCGUUAACUGAGGUAAAUUCAGAUCCAAGAAGCAUAGUGGCAGUUACAUUUUUUCAUUAGGACAACAAGUCAGUAAUAGAGGUUGACUUCAUGAUAAAAAUAAAUUUCAAUUUUUAUUUAAGGCAAAAAACUCAAACAUUAUUAAACAGCCAUUGA
Messenger RNA from Xenopus tropicalis (tropical clawed frog), 1836 nucleotides. RefSeq lists its product as uncharacterized. The record is from RefSeq and is a predicted model, not a curated record. The coding region runs from base 1078 to 1740 and encodes 220 amino acids. The transcript is spliced from 6 exons. NCBI's taxonomy places the organism in Eukaryota, Metazoa, Chordata, Amphibia, Anura, Pipidae.